AUGUCCGGGGACAGCUCAAUAGCACCGGCUGAUGCUGUUGCAGCCGCAAUCGACGACGGCAAGACACAUCUCCUUCUAGCCGCAAGCGGCUCCGUUGCAACCAUCAAGAUCCCUCUAAUCAUCUCCGCCCUCCAACACCACAAGAACCUCUCCAUACGCGUGGUUCUGACAAGCAGCGCAUCCCAUUUCCUCAAUGGAGAUUCUCCCGAACAACCCACUGUCGCGUCACUAGCCUCUCUACCCUUCGUCGAUGGCGUCUACCAAGACAGCGAUGAGCAAGCCGACUCCUGGACCCGAGGCGCCGGCAUUUUGCACAUUAACUUGCGCAAGUGGGCACAUAUUCUUGUUAUCGCCCCUCUAAGCGCAAACACUCUCGCCAAGAUCGUCCAUGGCAUAUCAGACAAUCUGUUGACGAAUCUGAUCCGCGCGUGGGAUACGUCCGGCCUGCUGGACGGGGCCAAGAAACGCAUUCUAGUAUUCCCGGCUAUGAACGUCGCAAUGUGGCUUCACCCUGUCACUACGAGCCAGAUCCGCGUCCUGGAAGAGGACUGGGGUGUGCCGGCUGACGGCGCGGAGACGGAGGACAAAAAUGAACUAGCAAAGCAAGGCUGGUUUGAGGUCUUCAGGCCUAUUGGGAAAACGCUUGCCUGUGGCGAUAUCGGAAUCGGGGGGAUGCGGGAGUGGACAGAGGUUGUGACCAUUAUCCAGCAAAGAUUAGGUCUCACGUAG
Messenger RNA from Penicillium macrosclerotiorum, 729 nucleotides. RefSeq names its product putative flavoprotein. Gene Ontology annotation, molecular function: FMN binding; phosphopantothenoylcysteine decarboxylase activity. NCBI's taxonomy places the organism in Eukaryota, Fungi, Ascomycota, Eurotiomycetes, Eurotiales, Aspergillaceae. The coding region runs from base 1 to 729 and encodes 242 amino acids. Gene Ontology annotation, cellular component: phosphopantothenoylcysteine decarboxylase complex. Gene Ontology annotation, biological process: coenzyme A biosynthetic process. The transcript is spliced from 3 exons. The record is from RefSeq and is a predicted model, not a curated record.